CACCACACUGCGACAAGGCCACCGUCAGUGUCUCACUCAAGUUCCUCCAGCCAAGACACCUCCAGUCACUCUCCGUUUUCUUCACCACACUUGCCGUUUUCUCCACCGAAGGUGUUUGCACGAAGGUGUUGGUACUAAGAAAUACUCGGUGUAUCACCCCUAUACCGCGGUGCUGCCCUCCGUCAUCAUGAUCACCAGCUGAUAUCCCCCGCCACGACAGGAGGGGUGUGGUGUUGCAAGAGCAUAAAAUCGACUUGAUACAUCAGGAAGAUUUCCUCUACUGACGUCGCUGGUGAGGCAAUGGUCAUCCUGGCAGCAAUUGGCCGGUAGGAAGGUCCGCAACAGCCGAAACACCAACAACAGCAGCAGCAGCAACAGCAACACCCUCGACAACAACAGUAUGGCCAAGAGGACCUGGCCGAACGCAUUUCCCCGACGAAGGACCUCGGGGCUCUCCCUCUCUAUCGACGCCUCCAUGAAGGUUCUGCGACAGGCGCUCUACCUGGAGAUGGCCCGUAAGAAGCAACGCCAGCACCUACAGAGAGCCCAGCACAAUCAGAAACUAUUAAACGACAUUGGCAAGAGGGACGUCACACGGCAACUCCAGCAGGAGAGACCAAGCGCAGAGCAGCAGCGUCAGCAGCAGAGGAACUAAAUUAAUCAUCGCUAGACGGAGGUGUGAUGGGGCGCUCAACUCUCCAGCACCUUCAGGUGGGCGGCGCUGAUGAGGGUCCUGUAUCGACCACCCUUGAAACUACUGCCGAUGGCGUUACGGAGCGUCUCUUUCCCAGUGGCUCCUCCAGAGGACCUCGCUGACAAUUCCCCCGCCACAGGAUCACCUCCUACCCUGCUGUGGACAACUGGAAAUGAAGAACCACGACAUCUUGUGCCCGAAGAAGGGGUCCUCUUCCCCCGCCUCUCUAUAUACAGCACUCGGGCUUGAGGAAAAAAAAUUACCCACCGAUUAUAUAUUUUUUUCCUUUGGUCUACGUCUGAGAAUAUUUCCUGUUGUAUAGGAUCCAAUACUAUGAUAACUACACAGGCCAAUACCUUUACCCCAUACCCUCUAACUCUGACUCUACCUCUGUUGUAUACCCAUGCUGCCAUACCCCUGCUAUUAUGAGUUGUAUACAGAUAUUUUUGUAUAGCUCAAAGCGAAUUGGGCCGGUAUAUCAAGGAUAAUUAUGGUGACUCUAGAAGAACCACAUAAAGUGACUUGUGUAAGCGACUGUCUGAGGAUGGUUCACUCUUUGUUUAUAACAUUCACUAUUGCAUAUAUUCAUGUAAAUAAAAUAAAAAAAUUAUAAUAAAUUUGACUGCUGGUCGCUCCUUCACUGAGUAA
Cherax quadricarinatus is the source of this 1342-nucleotide messenger RNA. NCBI's taxonomy places the organism in Eukaryota, Metazoa, Arthropoda, Malacostraca, Decapoda, Parastacidae. The record is from RefSeq and is a predicted model, not a curated record.